This is a messenger RNA of Saccostrea cuccullata (small rock oyster), 3148 nucleotides long. Its product is annotated as regulator of G-protein signaling 9-binding protein-like. The record is from RefSeq and is a predicted model, not a curated record. The coding region runs from base 1105 to 1923 and encodes 272 amino acids. Lineage: Eukaryota; Metazoa; Mollusca; Bivalvia; Ostreida; Ostreidae. Gene Ontology annotation, biological process: G protein-coupled receptor signaling pathway. The transcript is spliced from 8 exons. Gene Ontology annotation, cellular component: neuron projection.
UAGGUUUGCGACAUUUUUGUUCUCUCUGAUCAUACUCAGCAGUUGACGACACCAUUGAUCUCGAGUUACGACAGAGUAUAUACCUGACAGAUACAGGGACUCAUUAGGACAUUAAUUCAGGUGGGUUGAAAAUGAUAUUUGUGAGGUGACAAUACGAACGGUUAAUUGAAGCCCGGAAAGAUGUGAAAAUCCUGAAUGGGACGUAUUAUUCUCGCCAAGCUCAUCGUUUUAGUGAAUACGGCUAUUGUCAGUAUUUUACGUUUGUGAAGUCUAUAGACACAGUUCCUUUAAAUAUAGCCAUAAAAUGUGUGGUAUGACUCUUUGGUUUAUGACUUUCAUAUAAGUACUGUACCGGACAAUAAUUUCCAUUAGCGUUAAGCGCCACGCUGUAGUCCAUGCGCUUGCCUGCACAUUUAUCAAACUUCAAAAUCGACCUUGUAAAUAUUUGCCUCCAUCCAUCUCCAUCGGCGAGCGACGCUUUAUCGAUAGACUGCUUCCUGCAAACUUGGCAGUAAUAUUUAUAGAAAGAAACUGAACACUGUUAAACAAUAGGUGAAAGACAUGAAAGGGAACUGCCGAGGCCUCUCCUAGUCCACAGGUAAAGAAAACGGUGAAAUCAGCAAAAGUCAUUCCACUGAACAUCCCAGAAUUAUUGAAGAGUUCAGUACCGAUGUGGAGUAAACAGUAAGCUCAACUGGCGGUCCCAUUAUCUGAUGACUUGCUCUUCACUUGGGAAUGAAUUUACACAAAAAACUUUAAUUAAGAAAAUGGAGAAGACAGGGAAAUUAAGACAAAGCUUAUAAGGCAGACGAUUUCAUCUGAUACGAGGCAUUGAUUUAUAAGGGAGCAGAAGACCAGUUGUGCGCAGGUUCAUGUGAUUUGCAGCUGACUAUACACUAGUAUAUAUAUUUACGUGCACAAACAAGGAAUCAUUCUUUUAUACUUAUGUUUUUAUCCCAGAUCAUCCAGUCUAUUCAGCAUUGCCUCUCAAAAAACAGUGAAUUACAAUCAAACUCGGAAUAAUCCGCCACAAAAUUAACUACGCAGUGAUACUGAACGAACACUAUUUUACCACGUGACCCAUCAGAAUGAGCUCACCAGACCAUGUCCUCGGCCGUGGCAGGAUGCAUCAGCAACAAGGGAGCUAACCUAGUACAGUUGACGUCAUUUUCUUUGGUGCAGGACUGCAGAACGGAGAAAAUUGACAACAGCCUGAAACUGGAAAUCACAAAGCUGGUCAGCGAUCUUAACCACGAGACUGCGCAGUACUGUACCUUGGCGGUUGCCCUUGGCGGAAGUCAGGACACAUUGGACCUCCGCGAUGAACUCAAACAUAUCCGCCAGAGGGCCUUCGAUAUAGCACGCCAGAACAAGAAUAAAUUGAUUCCCGCUUUGCGAAAAAAAAAUGUUUGUGAAGAUGAUGCCAAGCAGUUGGAGAGGCUGUACAACAUGUACUCAUCAAGUCUGGAGCUGUUAGAGGUGGAGCUAUUCCAGACCCUCAGACUACAGAAAAUGUUCCCUCUACAGUCAGGUGUUCACUUCCUGAUCAAUGUAGGGACAUCCGAGCCAUUUUUGGGCUGUAAAUCCCAGAUUAAUAUCUCAGAAGUUUCCAUACAGAGAGAAUCAGAGGAAAUUAGUCAGUUAGAAAAGGAUUUAGCAGAUGUCCGGGAUCUCUUGUUCACCAUUUAUCAGAAAAUAGCCGUCCAGCCCUGGGCGGCUGACGCCUACAACGAAGCUCCUCAGCGAGAGGAAGAUUGUAAGUCCGAAUCCUCGUCCAAUGGGUCCACCGCGUCAUCCAUAGACAUUACCAUGGUAGAACCAAACAGUAAGAAGAAGCGCUGGUUGUGUGUCGUCAUUAUGACUUUUGUUGCAGUCCUAUUGUCCGCGGCCAUUAUUGGCGUCUGCCUUGGCUUACUGAAAUGACAUUAGACAUGAUGCAAACAGACUAUUACUACCAUAUGUAGAAAAUAGAAGUAUAUUUAUUUGCCAGUUAUGAUCCCAUGGGGACAUAACGUAAAUACAAGCAGGAUUUGUUAAACAUAUGCUGAGUUAGCAUAUUGUAAUUUUGUUUUGUCUUUACUACCACCCGGUAAAUAAGAGAAAUACAAUAUGACACAUACAUGAGGACAAAUCAACAAAAUGUUUUACAGAUCCAGGAUAAACCUACAAGUUUAUAUUUAAUAGCUAGUCAUAUACACAUUUAAAAAAGUUAAAAGAGGGAUCAUAGUGUAUCGUCUUGACCUUUGUAAUCAACAUGAUCAACAAUAUGUACUAGUGUUUUUCAAAGUACGUUUUAUACAACCCCCCCACCCCCAUUCUGUCUGACAGUCAGAGUUUAUGAUUUUAACAUUAACAAAUGUAUUCUAAAGUUUUACAAACAUUUCAUCGGUGACCAGUGAAAUUCACUUUGAUGCAAAAAUAACAUUAAAAAGAAUUGUAAGACUAAUAUAUACAUUCAAUCUGCAAUUUUCAGAUCAUUCAAAUUAAUAAAAAGCAGAUUUCACAGUUCUUUUUUCCUUGAAAGCACCAAUGCUACUGAUAUUUCACAAUUUUUAUAACUUCGACCACAGCGACCUUAACCCGAACUAAACUAUUUUAUAAGAGUCCGUCAGAUAUAAUGUUGAGUGGAAGGAAAAUUGACAAUUGGCUGUGCAGUACCGUCAACAUUUCAAAUUAUUCUGUUUAACAAUGUUUAGUCAAAGCUUCGUACAGUAUUCCCUUGAAUUAUUCAAUUUUUAACCUGUAUGUAUAAUAAGGUACUUUAUAGUCAGCGUUAAAAUAUAUCUUAAAAAUUUAAAAACUUACGUACAUAUAUUCUUAAAUAAUAGAAAUAAUACUUGAACUCAACAAUCUGAAGUGUUAAACUUGUCUUAGUAAACUCGCAAAACAUUCUGAGUAAUGUAGUGUAGAUCACUUUAUUUUCGCGAGAGGGCUAUUCGGUUUUUAUAAGCGAUACAAAAUUUUGGCAAGCUAGGGUUACUAAUACAAAUAUACGCGAGAAUGCAUUUAUAAACAAAAAGCGAUAUACAGUAGUUUAACAAUUUAUUCAAGCGGAAACUAACUUCACGGUGCUAAUCACAUUUCUGCCUUAACCUAAAUUCUUUUCAUAAAAUAUAAGAAAAUUUAAGUCUGUCUUUAGCUUUCCUUU